This is a messenger RNA of Meloidogyne enterolobii, 2307 nucleotides long. The record is from the annotation of a GenBank genome assembly. NCBI's taxonomy places the organism in Eukaryota, Metazoa, Nematoda, Chromadorea, Rhabditida, Meloidogynidae.
AUGUAUGAAAUGAAAUUAGUCUCUCGAGGUAAAAAUAAGGGCAGCAUUUUCUUCAGAGAUUCAUACAAUUUGAUACCAAUGUCAUUGGCUUCUCUUGUCCCGGCUUUUGGGCUUCAGGUUGAGGAUAAACCAUUCUUCCCUCACCUCGCGAACAACCCUAACAACUAUGGAAAAUACAUCUUUCCAUCAAAGAACGACUACUUGGCAGAGGGAAUGAUGCCUGAUAAAAGGAAGAUCUUCGAUCAAUGGUUUGAACAACACCAGCAUGAACCAUUCCAACUUGACGAAGCUCUUGCUUCGUAUUGUACCAAUGAUGUCGAAAUUUUGAUGGCCGGACUCAUAGCGUUCCGUAAAGAAUUUAUUGAGGUUUCAAAAGGAAUGGAUGUUCUGAGAGAGGCUAUGACCAUCGCUUCAGCUUGCAUGAAGCACUUCAGGACCAACCAUUUGAAGGCUGAACAUAUUGGGAUUGUACCUGAACGCGGUUAUGACAACGCUGAGAAUCAGAGCCGAAUUGCCUUCAAAUUUAUGGAAUGGUAUGCUGAAGAAAAUCAUGUUGAGAUUCAAACAGCUUAUUCGAUUGAAGGAGAAAAGAGAAUUGGUAAUUAUCGUUUGGAUGGUUGGGUGGAGAGCCAACAACUUGGUAUCGAAAUUAAUGGCUGUUGUUGGCAUGGUUGUAUUAAAUGUUAUCCAGACGACAAUAUUGUCUUACCCAAUGGUAAGACUGCUGGACGACAACGAGAGCAGGACAACAAAAGACUUGAAUUCAUCAAGUCUCAAAUUAAAGUGGAAGUUUACUGGGAAUGUGAAAUAUUGGACAUGGUGAAGAAGGAUAAAGAAAUGAGACAAAAGUUUAACAACUAUAUUGACAACGGUCCAAUCGAUAUCCGGUCAGCAUUCUUCGGAGGAAGAACCGGGCCACUUAAAUUGUUUCAUCAAGUACAGCCUGGAGAGAAAAUCAGCUAUUUCGACGUGACCUCCCUUUACCCUUUUAUUAAUGUCACAACAAAAUAUCCUACUGGACAUCCAACAGUGCAUGUUUUGAAUGAAGAUGUUUCCUGGGCCAAUUCUAGGGAUAACAAGUUCGAGCUUGCCAUACUUAAGGUCUUUGUGAUUCCACCUCGAAAGAUCGAUGUGCCGGUUUUGCCUGUGAAGUUUGACGACCGACUACUCUUCCCGCUUUGUGCUACAUGUGCUCGCCUUUUUCCUCAGGGAUCUGUGAACGAGGACUAUACCUGCGAGCAUGAAGAUCGGGAUCGAGGAUGGGUGAGUACAUGUACAUCAGUGGAGUUGAACGCAGCGCUCGACGAAGGUUAUCGAGUAACUAAAAUUUUCCGCGUCCUCGAAUAUACUGCUUCUGACAGCAGACUCUUCAGACCGUAUAUUGCUGAGUUUAUGGCUCAAAAGAUACAUGCCAGCGGAUUUGACGACAGUAUCAAAGGAAACUUUGAAGCCGAGGAGAAAUUCAUCAGAGAAUGCGCGGAUAUAUUCGAUAUAAAUAUUGAACGUGGAAAGAUGGUAAUGAAUAAGGGGAAGAGGACACAGGCAAAAUUAUGCCUCAACAAUCUUUGGGGUCGCUUUGCCUUGAGAAACUUUGGACUAAGUCAAUGCACUGUGACAGACCGUCCUUCAACACUUAGAAAAAUGUUGGACGAUAGCACCAAGGAAGUUUCUGGUGUUGAUGAGCUCACUCCACUUGUAGUACUCAUCUCACAUCUGACCAAAAAGGAUUUUGUUGAAGAGCAUGAGUGUUCAAAUGUCGUGAUCUCCCUUUGGACCACUGCUUGCGCGCGCAUCCAUCUUCUGAGGGCAAUGCAGAAAGUCGUCAGGACACCUGGGUGCACUCUCCUUUAUACAGACACGGACUCUUUAAUCUUCGUACACCCUGAGAAGACGUGCCCGCUGCAGCUUGGUCCUCAUCUCGGCCAAUUUACCAAUGAGUACCCUCGACAUGACAUUCUGGAGUAUUGCUCAGGUGGUGCAAAACAAUACGGCCUUAAACUUCAGAAAAAAGAUGAUCCGGAUGCCGAUUUGGACUAUGUGCUUAAGGUCAGAGGAAUGACACUUAACUGGGACGUGGUCAAUAAACAAGGACUUCGUUAUGAAACGUUUAAAGAAAAAGUGUUAAGUUUUGUUAACGAUGGCUAUUGUGACCCGAUUAAUAUUGUCUACCCACAUUUCCUCAAACCAUCUGUGAAGAAAGGAUCUGUGUUCACACAGUCUCUUCAGAAAAAAUACCGACCCUUUGUUGGGAAAGGUGUAAUACGUCCAAGUGAUCAUAAAGUUUUAGAUUUUGGUUUUAAUUUGUAA